AGUCUCGGCCACCUGUGACCACCUCCAAUGCCAUCCCUCCUGCUGUGGUAGCAACCGUCUCAGCCACCAGAGCUCAGUCUCCAGUCAUCACUACGACAGCGGCACAUGCUACUGACUCAGCACUUAGUAGGCCAACUUUGUCUAUCCAGCACCCACCAUCUGCAGCAAUCAGUAUUCAGCGUCCUGCCCAGUCACGAGAUGUCACAACAAGAAUCACACUACCAUCUCACCCUGCAUUAGGGACGCCAAAACAGCAGCUUCAUACAAUGGCUCAGAAAACGAUCUUCAGUACUGGCACCCCAGUGGCUGCAGCCACAGUAGCACCUAUUUUGGCAACCAACACCAUUCCUUCAGCGACUACAGCCGGAUCUGUGUCCCACACGCAGGCUCCCACCAGUACCAUUGUUACCAUGACAGUGCCCUCCCAUUCCUCCCAUGCUACUGCUGUGACCACCUCGAACAUCCCCGUCGCCAAGGUGGUGCCCCAGCAGAUCACACACACUUCUCCUCGGAUCCAGCCGGACUACCCUGCCGAGAGGAGCAGCCUGAUUCCCAUCUCCGGACAUCGGGCCUCUCCCAAUCCUGUGGCCAUGGAAACCCGAAGCGACAACAGACCGUCUGUUCCUGUUCAGUUCCAAUAUUUUUUGCCAACUUACCCUCCUUCUGCAUACCCACUGGCGGCACAUACCUACACCCCAAUCACCAGUUCCGUGUCCACUAUCCGACAGUAUCCAGUUUCAGCUCAGGCUCCAAACUCUGCCAUCACAGCUCAGACUGGCGUGGGGGUAGCGUCUACCGUCCACCUAAACCCCAUGCAGUUGAUGACAGUGGAUGCAUCACAUGCUCGACAUAUUCAAGGGAUCCAGCCAGCACCCAUCAGUACCCAGGGCAUCCAGCCGGCCCCCAUCGGGACCCCAGGGAUACAGCCCGCACCACUUGGCACACAGGGAAUUCACUCAGCAACCCCAAUCAACACACAAGGGCUUCAGCCUGCACCAAUUGGUACUCAGCAGCCUCAGCCGGAAGGAAAGACUUCAGCAGUGGUGUUGGCAGAUGGAGCCACAAUUGUGGCCAACCCUAUUAGCAAUCCAUUCAGUGCUGCUCCAGCAGCAACAACCGUGGUGCAGACCCACAGCCAGAGUGCUAGCACCAACGCUCCCGCCCAGGGCUCGUCGCCGCGGCCAAGCAUACUCCGCAAGAAACCUGCCACAGAUGGAAUGGCGGUUCGGAAAACCCUCAUUCCUCCUCAGCCUCCUGAUGUUGCUAGUCCUCGAGUGGAAAGCUCUAUGCGGAGUACAUCUGGGUCACCUAGGCCUGCAGGUGCCAAACCCAAGUCUGAAAUCCACGUGUCUAUGGCCACUCCCGUCACUGUGUCCAUGGAGACUGUAUCCAAUCAAAAUAAUGAUCAGCCUACCAUUGCCGUCCCUCCAACUGCCCAGCAGCCUCCACCGACCAUUCCAACUAUGAUUGCAGCAGCCAGUCCCCCAUCACAACCAGCCGUUGCCCUUUCAACCAUUCCUGGAGCGGUCCCCAUCACUCCACCCAUCACCACCAUUGCAGCUGCACCACCUCCAUCAGUCACUGUGGGUGGCAGUCUGUCCUCCGUCUUGGGCCCUCCUGUUCCUGAAAUUAAAGUGAAAGAAGAAGUAGAACCAAUGGAUAUCAUGAGGCCAGUUUCUGCAGUUCCUCCGCUGGCUACCAACACUGUGUCUCCAUCUCUCUCAUUGCUGGCAAACAACCUGUCCAUGCCUACAAGUGACCUACCACCUGGUGCCUCCCCAAGGAAGAAGCCUCGAAAGCAACAGCACGUGAUCUCGACAGAAGAAGGUGACAUGAUGGAGACAAACAGCACUGACGAUGAGAAGUCCACUGCCAAGAGUCUUCUGGUGAAGGCUGAGAAGCGCAAGUCUCCUCCCAAGGAGUAUAUUGAUGAGGAAGGUGUGAGGUAUGUCCCAGUGCGUCCAAGACCCCCCAUCACUUUGCUUCGUCACUAUCGGAACCCCUGGAAAGCUGCUUACCACCACUUUCAGAGGUACAGUGACGUCCGGGUCAAAGAGGAGAAGAAAGCUAUGCUGCAGGAAAUAGCUAAUCAGAAAGGAGUAUCCUGUCGUGCUCAAGGCUGGAAAGUUCACCUCUGUGCCGCCCAGUUACUACAGCUGACGAAUCUAGAACAUGAUGUCUAUGAAAGACUUACCAACCUGCAGGAAGGGAUUAUCCCAAAGAAAAAAGCAGCAACCGAUGAUGAUCUCCACCGAAUAAAUGAACUGAUACAGGGAAAUAUGCAGAGGUGUAAACUCGUGAUGGAUCAAAUCAGUGAAGCCAGAGACUCCAUGCUGAAGGUUUUAGAUCAUAAAGACCGCGUCCUGAAGCUUCUGAACAAGAACGGGACUGUCAAAAAAGUGUCCAAAUUGAAGCGAAAGGAAAAAGUCUAGACCCAGAAGAAUCAGGAGUUUGGAAGCAAAUUGAUGAAGAACGAUGGUGGGGGUGGGGGGAGGGUUUUGGUUUUUCCAAAGUGGAACUUUGAAAUAAAGGAAGUGUUCCUUAGUUCACAUGUGAAAGCAGAGGGCCCCGUGACAUCCAGUGGCAUGAAAGGAUCAGAGCUGACUGGACACAGUGAGCCGCCUUCUUGCGUUCGGGGCACCCCUGUUAAACCUGCUCUGUGUCAUAAGUGACUCCGGAUGCGUCAGUGUCCACCAGUUGGAAGCAAUGACAAGGAUGGCUGGCUGGGGUUCUUCAGCCUUCUGGUUCAUAGACUGUAUUUAUCUAGUGGAUUCCUGCAGGCCCCAUACUGAGCCUGGACUGAAAGUAUCCACUCGGACCAUCUGUUAUCUCUCUACACUGAAAAUAAAACCUCUUCCACCCACCCCAUUCGGUUCUUCUGCCUGACCUUCAAAUGCCCACGUUGGCCUUUUACAACAGUGCCACGGCACCAAGCGAGCUGCCGCAUCUCACACUUUAAAGGGUUUGAACUAUUAGCUCUUGUCAUUUUUUUAAAGGAACCAUUCCCAAGUGAAAUUGUUAUAUCGUCUGUCUUGCGUGUGUCAGAAUUGGGUUUUUGUGGAGGUUCAGAGCAGGCAACACCGUAAGGUGCUCUCAGAUCCUUGUUCUGAAGUACAUUCUCUUGGUUCUCUGUACUUCUGUAGCUGGUGUGAUGCUGUUAAUCGUAUGUACCACACAUCUCCAGACGUUAAUAAAGGACUCAAAGAGGUUUUUGUA
Molecule: messenger RNA, 3216 nt
Organism: Mandrillus leucophaeus (drill)
Lineage: Eukaryota; Metazoa; Chordata; Mammalia; Primates; Cercopithecidae
Gene: SAP130
Product: Sin3A-associated protein, 130kDa
Exons: 15
Coding region: 267-2432 (721 amino acids)
Biological process (GO): negative regulation of transcription by RNA polymerase II
Cellular component (GO): Sin3-type complex
Source: RefSeq, a predicted model, not a curated record